UUAUAUCAGUCUUGUGACUUUAUUUUGAAACCUUUGCUCCAUAACAGUAAAGGUGGAAAUAAAAGACACAAAUGCAGUGCUAAGGACCACCAUUAUCUAUCUGACUUACGGUUAUUGAGAUUGAAUCUUUUAGAUCAUGAGAAAGGAAACCGACAGCACGGAGAAUCAGCAGGUCAUCAGUGUCUGGGUACGGGACCCACGGAUGCAAAAGAAUGACUUCUGGCAUGCCUACAUAGACUAUGAAAUUUGUUUACAUACCGACAGUGUGUGCUUCACCAAGAAGAUCUCACAAGUGAGAAGGAGAUACAGUGAGUUUGUAUGGCUCAGGCGAAAACUGCAGGCAAAUUCGAUGCUAAUGGUACAUGUACCAGGCCUGCCCCCUAAAAACCCUUUCUUCAGUCUUAAUAACGCUCGGCAGAUCACUGAUCGAAUGAAAGGGCUCCAGAAAUUUUUGGAACAAGUCCUUCAGAACCCUCUGCUGCUGUCCGACAGCUGCCUUCACCUUUUCCUACAGUCACAGCUUAGCGUGCCUAUGAUAGAGGCCUGCGCUGCUGGAAGGACGCACUACUCUGUGGUUCAGGCUGUACAGCGCUGCGGCCUCCGGAGAUUCCACUCAGAAGAGGAUCUGCACAAUAACCUCAAAAUUUCCUGUGACUCUGACUCAGAUAGCUCCGAGGGUAGGGAUCCAGAACACAAGAUUAAAGAUUUGGAAGCUUCUUCUCUUGAUCUCAUUGAAACGAGCCAGGAGGAAGAGCUGAGCUGCUUAUCUCGUUCUACAUGAAAGCAUCAUCUUCAUACUGCUGACAGAAUGUGGGAGUCUCUGCACCCAUACAAUGUUUUGGAUGAGCGAAGGAAAAAGCUAUUACCGUAAACCUGUUACUGCACUUAACAUGACUCGUCUUAAUUAUUUCAUUUAUUUAAAAAAAAUGUCACAGCUUCUUUUGUUCUUGAUGAGACGUUUUAGUUUGAAAUUUGCACAGUAAAUAAUAAUAAAAAAUUACCUCUUGUAUAUUACAUAUCUAUUAUCUAUCUACAUUUAUAUCUAUCUAUAUCUACCUGCACGUUCUCAGAUUGUCUGAAUAAAUACAAAGUUGUACCAACAAUUUGCCUGAAGAUGGCAGUGUUGUAACAGCAAUGCGUUUGUAUAAUCUUUGCUUCAUAAACAUUGCUUGAAUUUUGAUCAUUGAGACUGAAACUGGUCAGAUAUGAGUGCAGUGAAAGCCUUUUGUUCUCCUCUCUGUGCUUCACUCCCAAUCAAGGGAAGGGUGUGGAAAGCUUGUCAUCUGGUGGCCACCGCAGUGCUUAGCAGUAUGACAUGUGUAAUAGGGUCUCUGCAGAGUUUUUAGACAGCCCCCUUGUCAGGUGUGUGGCUGGUAGGAGGUCCUGUGGGAUCCCAAUGGACUUGCUCCUGUCUGAGAGGGCUAUCAGGUAGACAGGCUACAUUGCUCCCUGCUGAACAAAAUGCCAGCUGCACUGACAAGACACCCUUU
Neolamprologus brichardi is the source of this 1490-nucleotide messenger RNA. RefSeq names its product sorting nexin 10b (gene snx10b). Lineage: Eukaryota; Metazoa; Chordata; Actinopteri; Cichliformes; Cichlidae. The record is from RefSeq and is a predicted model, not a curated record. Gene Ontology annotation, molecular function: phosphatidylinositol phosphate binding. Gene Ontology annotation, cellular component: endosome. Gene Ontology annotation, biological process: cilium assembly; vesicle organization; intracellular protein transport.